CCCGCCGAGCCCGGGGCGCCGCCGGGAGCCGCGCGGGGGCCAUGACGGUGGAGCAGAACGUGCUGCAGCCCGGCGGCGCCGCCAAGCACCAGCAAACAUUUUUAAAUCAGCUGAGGGAGAUCACCGGUAUCAAUGACAUCCAGGUACUACAACAGGCACUGAAGGACAGCAAUGGUAAUCUGGAGUUGGCUGUGGCUUUUCUCACUGCAAAGAAUGCCAAGGUUCCCCAGCUAGAGGAGGCAACUUACUACCAAACAGCCCUUCCUGGGAAUGACAGAUACAUCAGCGUGGGCAGCCAGGCAGACACCAAUGUGAUUGAUCUCACUGGAGAUGAUAAAGAUGAUCUUCAGAGGGCAAUUGCCUUGAGUUUGGAGGAAUCAAACAGGGCAUUCAGGGAGACUGGAAUAACAGAUGAGGAACAAGCCAUUAGCAGAGUUCUAGAAGCCAGUAUUGCAGAAAAUAAAGCAAGUUUAAAGAGGACGCAUCCAGAGGUAUGGAGUGACUCUCCAAACCCUUAUGAUCGGAAGCGGCAAGACAACUGCCCAGUGGGAUUAAAGAAUGUUGGCAACACGUGCUGGUUUAGUGCUGUCAUUCAGAUAGGGUGA
Molecule: messenger RNA, 605 nt
Organism: Catharus ustulatus (Swainson's thrush)
Lineage: Eukaryota; Metazoa; Chordata; Aves; Passeriformes; Turdidae
Product: ubiquitin carboxyl-terminal hydrolase 25-like
Exons: 6
Coding region: 42-605 (187 amino acids)
Molecular function (GO): cysteine-type deubiquitinase activity; protein binding
Source: RefSeq, a predicted model, not a curated record